Messenger RNA from Trichobilharzia szidati, 5323 nucleotides. The record is from the annotation of a GenBank genome assembly. Lineage: Eukaryota; Metazoa; Platyhelminthes; Trematoda; Strigeidida; Schistosomatidae.
AUGCAUACUACUCGUGUUUAUGAUCAGUUGAAUGGAAACUAUAGUCUUUCAAAUAAACCAUUAACUUAUCUAUCCAUGAAUAAAGAUGUUAACGGGAAUAAUAUUUAUAACAAUAACAAUAUGUAUAUAUCUAAUAAUAAUAAUAAUGAAGUACCCAAAACCUCUGACCAUGAUCUUUUAAUCAAUUAUGAAACAGUUCUAUCAAGUAUGCAGAAAACACAAUUGAAUUGUCUUGAACAAGACAACAAUUAUAACAAUAAUAAUAUGACAAAUGACAGUCAAUUAGGUGAUAUCGUGUGUACAAAAUCCUCACCGACAGUAAAUGCAACAACCCCUAUAUCCUCUCCAAUGAAUUCAACACCUAUGCUAAAUACAACAACAACAACAAAAAUACCGGGAAUGUUAAAUGACGACGUUUCAUUAUUAUCAUCAUCAACAGUAUCAAAACUCCAUUCAAAUUCACGUCCAAUUAUGGGUUUAAAUCGAUCUGUUCAAAUGAAAUCCAUUGGGAAUAAUAAUAAUAACCAUGGUAACUUAUUAUAUCCCAUUACUUCUAUGAAUCAGAUGCCUACAACUACUACAACUGCGUCUAUUCAACAGUUACAGCAUAAUCAACAAAACAAUAAUUUAUUAAAUCAGAUAACAUUGAAUGAAACAAUAAAUAAGGAUUACAAUACUACUAAUUUACUUCCUAAGACCAAUUCUUCAGAUCAGAUUAAUCCUGACGCAGGAAUCGGUGGCAGCAUAACGAUGACAACACAAUCCACGUCAACAGCAACAACAACCGGUGUAACAGAGACAAUCAAUACAUCAGGACAAAUCAAUUCUAAUGUUUAUGAUCUACCUGAACCAGAAUGGAUAACACAAACAUUGAAACAAUAUUAUGAAUAUAAUAUCCUUCAUAGUAAUAAACAGAAUAUUCCCUCAGGUUUUACAAUUGGAUCUUGUUCAUCAGCGACAACCACAACGACGAGUGGUGGAGGUGCAGGUGCAGGUGGUGUACCCUUAGACUUUGAACAAUCUUUAUUUGAUCAUAUCAGUGCAGAAGAAAUGAUUCUAUUAGAAUCGAAUGAUCAUGAAACUGCUGAUGAUGAAAUGGCAAAAAAUUAUCUACCUAGUCAAUUUUCACCUAACGCUUUAUUAAUUCUCUUGGCCAGUUUGGCUAAUUCAUCACCAUAUCCACGUUUAUCUGAAGCAUUUCAAUGUGCUCAAUUGAUAUGGCGUCGUUUAUUAACAAAACUGGCACGUUAUCGAGCGGAUUGUUUAGUUCUGCAAGCUAAUUUAGCUGAGAUUAAAUCCAAUGCUGAUCAUAUGCAAUGUCAAUUGAAUCAAAUUGAAGCGAAUUGGUCAGUUAUUGUACGAGCUGUACAAAUGUCUGAAGCAGCCUUAGAAAUUAGUGAUUGUUUAAAUCAGUUGUAUUCAACUGAAUUAGCUGUAACAAUCUGUCGUCAAACACAAAAGCAUCUACUUCCAAAACAUCCAUUUUCAACAAUUUCAUCUUCUACAUCAUCUUCAUCAUUUCAUGGUUAUAGUAAAUCAUCACCAUCAAAUAAUAAAUUACAGCAACAACAACAACAACAGCAAACUCAAUCUCAGCAGCACCAGCAACAACAACAGCAACAGUCAUUGAAAAAGUUCCCAUCCCAACAAUGUCAACCGCCAUCGAUGCUACAUCAACCAUAUGCUGUGAUUUCUUUAACAAAUUCUACAGGUUCAGAAGAACAUGAUUUAUCAAAUCAUGGACAACAAAUUUUACCAAAUAAUUUUAAUUUAAAUACAUUGAAAUUAUUUAGACAACAAGCUGAAUUCUUAGCCUAUACAGUAUUGGAUAAAUAUGAAACAUCCGACGGUGGUUAUGAGAAGAUUCUGCCAACGACGUGUAUGCCAAACAUGAUGAUGAUGAAUGCACCAACAAUGGCGACAACACCUUCAGUGGCAGGAGCAACUGCUGCUGGUGGUGGUGGUGGUGGCCUGUCUCACCCACGUGGAACUAUCGCUAAUCAUCAAUCCCAACAACAACAACAGCAUCCAUCUCAGUCUCCUGUUAGUCCAGGUGUCUUCUCCAUUCAAUCAGCUAUUACAUCAUCGAAUAGUUUAUUAGAUAAUAACAGUGUCUAUGCUAAUUCCUGGUAUGUUAGCCUGAAUCGUUCACGAGCUAAUGGUGAUCAUCAAUUCCGACAACAGCAACAGCAACAACAACAACAACAACAGACUAAUGUGAAUGGUUCAUUCCCAUCAAUGAAUCAUCAAUUGCAACAACACGCUAUUCGAAUGAACAGCGCGAGCAAUAAUCCACAAAUGCGUACAUUUUUGAAAUCCUCAUAUUCUCCUCAUAUAAGUGCAAAUCAAACUAUGAGUAGUACAGGUGGAAAUACUGGUAAUGGGGGUGGUGGCGGAGGCUGGGAGACUCCAGAUUCAGGUGCUGGUAGCAGCAGUAUGAAUGAAGUCUCCUCACAACAACAACAACAACAACAACUCCUGCUUAGCCAACAAUCUCAACACCAUCAUCAACAGCCAUUUUUAAAUCCACCAUUUCUACUCUCCUCCUCUUCAUCUUCUUUAUUAUUUGGACAUUUUUAUCAAACUUAUGGCGUAAACAAUAAUAAUAGUAAUAAUAAUAACAGUAAUAGUAGUAAUAGUAAUAGUAAUAAUAAGUUGAAUAGUCAAUCCGAUCUAUUCCUGUUCAAUUCAUUAUUGGACAAUUUACCGCCAUUAUGGACAUUUUUAACGAAAUCCUCAGCAUCAUUCUAUGAAUCAGAUUUAGAUUCUUCAGAUUCAUCAGAUGCACUGGGGAACACGACACAUACUACUCAUCAUCAUCAUAAUAUAAGUAGUAGUCAACCUUCACAUUGUCUUCAACAACAACCACAACAACAACAGCACAAUCAAACGUCAAAUACUAAUACUAAUCCUCCAAAUCUGAGUACUACUCCUAAUAACAACAACAACACUAAUAGUUAUAUUCACUUAUCUAACUGGUCUAGAAUAGAAGAACGUAAAUUACGCACAAUUUAUUGUCAAUUAAUCAAUACUUAUAAACGUUUAAAAUCAAUGUUAAUUGAUUUGCCUAACUUAGAUAUGAGUAUGAAUCAUCAUGAAGGUGUACUGGAGACAUCAUCGUCGUUUAUCAGCAUUACUAUCACCAAUGACAAUACACAACAGCAACAACAACAACAAACUGACUCAGAUCGAAUGAGUCGUUUAAAUCAAUGGAAUUCCGCAUCAAUGAAUUCACUGCGUAAAUUACCAUUGGCAGUAUUCCUGGAGAAUUCAGUUCUACUGCAGGAAUUAUGUUGUGUUAAAGAAGAAUGUGCAGAUCUUAAAGUUCGUGUAUAUCUUCUUGAAAAAGAACUUUGUGCUAAUCGUUUAACGCUAGAAAGUCGUGCUGCAGCUGAACGUGCACUACGUGCUCAUCUUGAUGCAUUGAUCACUGAACAGCAUAAUCGAUAUUCGCAGACGUCAUUAACAAAUGAUAAACAAAAAGAAAAUUCGACAACAGCCACAACAACAGCAGUGGGAAUUAAUCAACACGAAAUAGUCUUAUUACGUGGUCAAGUCAAGAAUUUGUUACAAGCUCUUGAAGCUCUUCGUAGUAGUACAGAAAUACAACAAGUUCAAAGUGAAGAAUUAAUUGAUGAUUUAAAACGUGCUAAUAGUGCAUUGAUAACAGCCUUUGAAAAAGCUAAACGUAAAUAUACAACACGUAUUAAAAAACUUGAAGAUCAUUUAACUUCUUCUAUUCAACAGAAUAAUAAUAAUAAUAACGAUAUAAGUAAUAAUAAUAAUUCUUCUUCAAACGGUUUUAUUAACAGUCCACAACAUGUUGUAUCUAGUCUACCGAUGGCAACAACAAUGGUUAGAACAACACCUCAUACGGGAUCCACAAAUGCUGCUCCUGCCGCCACUAGCUCCAGCAACAUCAUCAUUUCAUCGACUGCUAUGGGUGUUUUUGAUGUAAAUAACACGUCUAAAGCAUAUACACCAACAGACUGUCAUAAUCAGUUUAUGAAUAUUCAUGAUACAAAUAACAUGAUGAUGGUAAAUGCCAAUUCACAAGCCUAUCCAAUGUAUCAUCCUAUGAAAGGUAGUUUCACACAAGUCCCAACUUCAGAUAUUGUUGAUUCAAGCCGAGAUUUAUCCUCUAACCAACCAACAACACGAAUAUUACCAGCACAACUAGAUCAACAAUUGUAUCAGAUGAAAUCAAAUGCCUCAAUGUCUAGAGGAAACAAUCAACCUAUGCAGCAUAGUCAACAGUGUCUUAUCUCACCUCCGCCCCCACCUCCUCCCCAUCAUCAUCAACAUUAGCCUACAUCUAUUCGUUCAACUGGUGAUGCUUCUGUCUCUUCUACUACUAUUUCAACGACGACUACUCCACAUUCUAUCUAUCCCAAUACAGUUUAUCAAUCCUAAAAAGACCGCCUUCACAUCCAUAAUGAAUUAACCAAUCAGAAAUGACAAUAGAAGAUUAAAACAAAACGAAGCGGAUAAUUUGAAAAAAAUAGGCAUCGAAUUAAAAUUUCAUUCAAAUUGUUUUUUGCCAACCAAAGUUGUUUUAUAUUAUUUACAAUUGUACAGUUUUUUAUAUUUAUUUAUUUAUUAGAAGUGUUAUAAAGAUUUCUUCUUCGCGAUCCUUUCUACGCCUUGUUCUUUAAAUGUGUGAAUAUUUUCUAAGCUGUCAGACAGAUAGAGAUUGAGACUGUUAUUAUAUUAUCAUUAAUAUUAUUAUUAGUACUCAUGUAUAAACGGCAUUUAGGUGUUCUCACUUGUUUGUUUUUAAUUGUGCGUUUAUGGAGUUGUUUUAUGACAUUAAAAAAAUAAUUGAACAUUACUGUCUGUUAGCUAGCCAUAUGUGUCUUAAAGUACCAUUCACAUUUAUUUAUUCAUUUAUAAGAUUAUUAUAUAUAUAUAUUAGAAAGAGGGGAAUAUUAUGAAAAAGAUUUUCACUUGACCCUUCUCUCCCCCCCCCUUAUCUCACACACACACCUAAUUUGUGUGUUUUAUGGUAGAUAUCUCAAUUCUACAUAUUUACACUUUUACUAUUCUUAUUCUUAUUAUUAUUAUCAUUAUUAUCAACAUUCGUAUUACGUAAUUCUUUAAAUGAAAUGUGAUGGCAACUGCUGAUAGUGAAACACCUUUUUUCUCUUCCUUGGCCGCCUAAUGAUAUUUAUCUUUUAUUUUUCAUUUUUAUUUGACUUAUAAACAUUCUAUUUGUGUAUACUUACUCUUGAAAUUGUAUUUAUUUAUGGUUUAUGGUAUAUACUACUGAUUUCAAGGAUGAACAGUAGUAGUAGUAGUAGCAUCGGUAAUAGUGGUAAUCGUG